CCAACCGUCAGCUCAUUCCCCUUUUCUGUUACCAUCUCCAGCUGUGGGGCGGAAGCUGCUGGACUGACCUUAAACUUCACUUUUUCUCUUAUUCGAAUAAAUACUGUGAGCCUUAAUGUGCCUGUUGUGAGGUCGAUCUACUGGACUGGAGACGAACACCUGGACAAACUCAAGAUCCGGCAGAACAAUGACUUCCUGUUUUGAACAAACCAAGCAGGAAGUGAAGCUCUUUUAACCAGAGUAGUUGUGAGUUUGGUUUGCUGGUGAGCAGAUGAAGAUCGUAGUCUUACUGAUGGAGGGACGUAGAAGUGUGAUGGCCGCCCUGUCUGAAGGCAUGCUGACAGUGCUGACAGUCAACUUGUUAUUGAGUGUCUCCUUUCUUUCAGGAAGACUGACUGGAUGUGAAGAAGACAAAGGCCUCAUCUUUACUGCACCGAGAGAGAUUGAGGGACUGAGUGGAGCCUGUUUGCAAAUCCCUUGUAGCUUUACAGUGAAACCGCAGCAUAAGUUCGAUCCUCAGAGAAAAACAUUUGGAGUUUGGUUAAAACCUGGAGCCCCGAUUCUCAAUAGUCCGAGAAACGUGGUUUACAACAGCAGUCAGCUGAAAAACAACUAUGACAUGAACAUUACUGGAAACCUGAGGGAGAAGAACUGCACCACUGUGUUUUAUAACAUAAACUCAGAGCAAGCAGACAAAUACUUCUUCAGGAUUGAGAACGGGCCGUUCAAAAUAAGCGCUCUUUGUAAGGCUGUUAAUGUAAACGUAAGAGAUUCUGCUUGGAGACCCAGGAUUGAAAUCUCAGGUGACAUGAAGGAGAAGAACUCUGUCAUUAUAACGUGUUCAGCUCUCACUCCCUGUCCACAAUCACCUCCUAAACUCACCUGGAACCUCAAACCAGACCACAGCAGGCUGACAGAGAAGAACACGGAUGGAACGUUUACAGCUAAAAUCCAGAAGAACAUCACGCUGUCAGACACACAUGAUGGAUUCAACAUCACCUGCUUUGUCAGCUAUCCUGUGGAUGGAGAAAAAUACAAGUUUGCAAAGGCAGAAGUGACCCUCAGCGUUUCCUAUGCUCCCAAAAACACUUCAGCUUCCGUCAGUUUGUCAGAAGAUGGUUGGGUGAACAUGACGUGCUCCAGCAGAGCCAAACCUCCCAUCAGCCUCUUCACCUGGUUCAGGAACAGCACAAAUGGAACCAUGCAAGUAACCGAAGGAGACGUUUAUGGACUCAAUAUCACUGAGGAGGGGAUUUAUCACUGUGUGGCCACCAACGAUCUUGGUAAUCAGACAUCUCCAAAGGUUCAUCUGACUGGUCAACGAAAAGGGAACCUGCAGGUUGAUGGACUUUCUGAAAAAAGAGGAAUAUUGAGUACUCCAGUUAAGACUUCACUUGUGUCAGCAUUAGGAGUUAUUUUGCUUGGCUCCCUGAUCAAAAUCUUCAUGUGGUUUCUUAAGAUCAGACAUCUAUCUCCAAAAAAGCCCCAAACAGGACUACUGUCUAGAAAAGGGAGACAGAAGAACUGAUGUUCGAUAUGAGGAUCUAAACUCCUGGAUAAAACAGACCAGGAGUCUGCGUGGCAGCAGGCAGUCGCAGGAGACGACCUACGCACAAUCGGUCUCCAGGUCAAAAAGCAGCAAAGCAAGUGAAUAAACAUUGACCUCUCUCUGACUGUCAGCUGUUUGUUUCAUAUUACAGAACCUGAAAAAUACAUUUACUGGGAUUGUACUGGUAAUUGUUAAAUGACUGGAAGCUCCAAGCUAUCACAACCAAAAAAAAUUAGCAUUUCUUUGCAAUAAUGGAUCUUUAAAACGUUUGAUGUUACUGUAAGUAACCAUGCAAUUUCAAGGGAGAUUUUUAUAAAAACUGUGUAAAACAAUCUGGAUGUCUUCUUUCAAAUUUUGAUUCAUACAGAUUUAAACCUGUGUCUGAUGAAAAUAUAACAACAUGACGCUAAGACCUCAUAGUAUAUUGGUGUAGCCUAAGGGAAAAUGUCAACCUCUCGCUCUUUGCUUCCAUUUGGCUCUAAAUCACACGUGUCAUCGGAUUUGCACCAUAUUGGAUAUGAAUGACCACUGACGAUACUGACAUUGACUCCACUGUGCUGCUUACAUUAUUCCAACAGCUAUGUCUCCUGGACACAGCAUUGGAUCUGCACCAGAUUGUUUUGUGCUUCAUCAGGGAGCACUGCUUGACAUGUGGCCCAAUUUAUCCACAGCACCAACUGGAAUAUUUUCAUAUUUUAUAUUUUUUUAAAAUCAGACCCAAGUCAUGCUUUGACCCAGAAUUAUAAGAUUCAGCCUACGUCUAACUUUUCAGGCUCUUCAAAAAGGCUUCUUGAAGCCAUGACACAAACCCAGCAGGAAGUCGACCCUUUUGUCUCUUUUACACAUGUUGUAUCUCAGCAAACUCUUGCAACGUGUCACAUACAGACCUCAGAAUAGCACAGGAGUCUUGAGGCAAAGUUAUCAACAGCUUUUAUCUGCAUCAAAGCAUGUGGGCGUAACCAAUCCACCAAAUCUGACCAAUUGUCAUAAAACAUCAAGGUGGAAUAACUUCCACACACAAUCUCACAGCUGCAACACAUUUUGUGUUAUGACAGACUAUAACUCACAUUUUCAAUUUGUGACAUCACAUUUAAAAAUGCUGUUUGGUAUCUUACUUUUAGCCUUUGAUUGCAGCUUUAAAUUUUAUUUCUACUUUGACUUUAAAACUAAAGUGUCUGCAAAUAAAUGAAGAAAAUGUGUACUUUUAGUUAAGAGUUAUUGAACAAAUAAGAACUAAUCAAGUUUAGACAUGUAAAAUAUCUUUACGCUAAUGUCAUUGCUGAAACCCUGUGUGCCUACUUCUCCAAAUACAAACUCACAUCAAAUAUCACCAUAAUCUCUCCUUGAUGAGGAGAGAUGUGCAAUAUCAGCUUGACCAGAUCUACUGCUGCUUCACAUGUGAAAUUUCCGCCAUUUUCUCAACCUCUCCAUCUCUUUCACUUCUUGCUACAGAAUGGUUGUGAUAACAGACUGUACACAUAGCACAGCAUUGUAGACAUGAACAUGAGCAUAGCCAACCUAUUCACAGCCAAAAUAAGACAAGAACGUUUUUUUUUUUUUAAAAAACACCAAAAAUAUUGACAUGGGCAAAAUGACGCUGUCCGUCAUAAAUUUUGGUGUUGGUUAAUUUUUGGUUUACCUCCCAGGUCUACUCCAUAGUAAUGUUACUAAUGGUGGCGUUGACGCCAUGGGCAUCACACAAAAACAUUGCAUUAUAACAUUAUAAAAUAUGGUGAAAAAUACCUGCCUAAUAAACGACCAGUUAUAUAACUAAACAAAUCUGUAACUUAUACAAAAUAUUUAGGAUUAAAAGUGAAGGCUGCUCCCUUGAAUGACAACAUAAAUAUUUCACAACCAACUACAGCUGUGCAGUGCGAGUCAUUAUAACGUUGUAAAGUUAUUUACUGUCCUCUGUGGAUUCUCAUGUCUGUGUUUAAAGAUGAUUUCUGGCUAAAUCUGUGUCCACAGAGAUCACAACAUAAAGGUUCCUGUCCUGUGUGGAUUCUUAUAACUUCUUAUUUUAAGAAAUGUUCUGCCACAGCCUCCACAGUUAAACAUCCCUCCUGUUUGGGCCUUCCUUCAUGAGUCAACAUUUUUCCUCUCUGUAAAACAUUUUAUAGUGUCCAGCAAGCUUGGAGACUAUUUCUGAAUCUUGUUUGUUAAUUAGGUUUCCAUCUGACUCAGGCGCUCUGCUCUCUUUCCAGUCAUUGUCCAGGUCCUCAGUUUUCAUUCCAGAGUCUGACAAGUGUUUCAUCUCAGAGACGGGGUGAUUCACAUCAUCGUCCUCUUCAACCUUCUUGCUGUUUUCAGACACUAAGGAGUUGGAACCAUCUCCAUGAUCUUCUAUCUUGAUGGAUUUUCCUGUAUUAUUUUCUUUUGGAAGUUCUCUGUCUUUAAUUUGGUCUUGAUAAGGCUGCGAGAGCAGAGGUUACUGUUUAUCAUCCUCACUCUUUAUGGCACUUAUCCAAAAACAAUGAAAGUCUCGACAUUGCAGAUCUUGUGUAACUGUGUUAAUUGGCAACAUGGCAAAUUCAGGGGUCACUUUCUGGUCUGUUUUCGAUCACCUGCCGAGAAAAGUUAGUAAAUUAAAAACAAAGUUUAAAUAUUUUUACAAUUUUUGUCAUUUUGUGAAUGUGCAUAGAUGAGGCAGAAAUUUAUAAAUGACUAGAUUUAUAAAGCGGAAGGCACGUGGUCAUGCAGCUCCAAACUCUUUGGUUUCAACCAUGUUUUUAUCAUGUUUAAUUACUUCAAUCUUAGUUUCCCAUUAGCUUAGCUUUGUGGGACGUGUCCAGGGGAUUUUGCAACACUGAGGGUUGGGGGCCAUUGCUGGAGACAUGACGUUCUGUGUGUGGGGCCACGGGACCAUGUGACAGCUUGAAAGAACGGUCCACCAUAUUUUUGCUUAGGAUCCACAUGCACCACACUCUGUGAUAAUGGUGGGGUGGUAUCUGUGCCACCACAUCAGGGGGGCAGUUAGGAAUAAAUAAUUAUGUAUAUUCCUCUAUGAAAUAUAUAUCUUGCAUGCUCAUGUAAACACACACACACAUAUAUAUACACACACAUAAGGAUAAAGAAAAUGGCACAUUUGGGAACGCCCUUUUUAGGGCGCAGCUUAGAUAAAAAACUACAAAAUGAAUCAGAAACUGUUGUUAGACACUAUUUUGAUGUGUUGAGCUGUAAGGAAACAUGGCGAUGGACCAGCGC
Molecule: messenger RNA, 4753 nt
Organism: Xiphophorus maculatus (southern platyfish)
Lineage: Eukaryota; Metazoa; Chordata; Actinopteri; Cyprinodontiformes; Poeciliidae
Product: sialic acid-binding Ig-like lectin 7
Exons: 11
Coding region: 272-1528 (418 amino acids)
Source: RefSeq, a predicted model, not a curated record